CCGCCUGCCCGCCCGGGCGCGCCCCCGACUCCAGCGGGGCGGCCCCGCGCCGGCCCUGCUGCCACCGCCGCGGGGAACGUGGAUCCUUGGUCAGGAGUCUAGCAGAGACCAAUGAGCUGUUGCUAGGCUCUAGCUUCUGACUUUCAGUUUGUGAGGGGAGUUUGAGGCACCAGGGGCCAUGACGGACUGGGUGCUCCUUGGACUGAUUGGGGCAUUGCUUGUACUCCUGCUGCUGACUCUCUUUGGCUUUGCCAUCUAUUCGGGGCUCUUCUCGGAGGUGAUCGUGAGUGCUGGCUCUUCCCCCAUCCGCAACAUCACCCUGGCAUACAAGUUCAAAGUGGGGCCCUACAGCGAGGUGGGCAAGCUGUUCAUGGAGAGCUGCAGCAUCUCUCCAAAGCUCUGCUCCAUCGGCGUCUACUACGACAAUCCUCACAUGGUGCCAUCUGAGAAAUGCCGCUACAUUGUGGGCUGCAUCCUGAGUGAGGGGGAGGAGAAGCCGUCAGAGGAGCUGAUCCGACUCUUCCAGAAGUUUGGCUUCAAGAUCUUCUCCUUUCCGGCUCCCAGUCACGUGGUCAUGGCAACCUUCCCAUUCACCACACCUUUCUCCAUCCAGCUGGCGGUGAACCGUGUCCACCCGGCCCUCAACACUUACAUCAAGGAGAGGAAGCUGUGCGCCCAUCCCAGGCUGGAGAUCUACAAAGGAGACCGCAUCUAUUUCGUGUGCCCCCUGGCACGCCAAGGGGACUUCUAUGUGCCAGAAAUUAAAGAGAUGGAGUGGAAGAGCAGAGCAGCAGAGGCAGACGAUGCACAGACAGAUAUCACAGGGGCUGACACCCUGAGUGAGACAAGCUCCAUCAGCCUGGAGGCCAUGACCGACAGCAGAGAGACUUCAGUGGCCACCUCCAUCCUGUCCCCCUUCACAGCUGGCCAUGGGCGGGAUGAGCUGGACAAUCGCAGCGAGCACAGCUACAGCGAGUCAGGGGCCAGCGGUUCCUCCUUCGAGGAGCUGGAUCUGGAAGGCAACGGUGAUGGGUCGGCAGGGCAGCCUUUUGACCUGAGCUAUGCUGAGGAGCCGGAGACCACAAAGGCCAAGUGUGCUAAGGAGCCCACUGCUCUGGAGAAAGAGAGGGGUGAAGAAUAAACCAGAGUCCUUCCAGCUUCCUCCCCUUUAGUUGGGAGGAACUGAUCUGUCCUGUUUUCUUUCUUUCUAGCCAAGAGAUUUCAGUCACCGAUUCCCACUGAGUCCCGCUCCCUGUCCUCUGAAGACAUAUGUUCCAAUUGUUAUAAAGAGGGACAGCUACACCAAGGGGGAGCGUAGCUAGGAGCUGUUCCCCAGGAGCCUUUAACCCACUUGUGUGCUGUAGCAGAGAACUAGGGGUGCAGUCUGUUUGAUGAGCAGUGAAAUGUUCUUCCAGGCUGCAUGUGUAUAAAUGCGUGGUGAGCUCUCUGCAUGAGGGUGUGUGUGUGUGUGUGUGUGUGUGUGUGUGUGUGUGUGUGUGUGUGUGUGUGUGUGUGUGUGUGUGUGUGUGUGUGUGUGUGUGUAACACAUGUUCUCCCUCUGCCUGUCUCCCCGCUCCAUCUCCUCAAGGUAGCCUGGUUCUCCACUAUAUAGAGACACAUUGACUGGCACCAAAGAGCAAACAGUGGUUUUAUUCCAUGGGAAAUGGAAAUAUACAAUGUAAAAUCAUCCUCCUGAAAGGGAUGUUAAACUUUUGGGAUCUGUAAUAAAGCAAAUGCUUUUCCUCUGAGGUGUGAGGGCUCAAGGGGAGGGUUGUUUAACGCAUGGGCUCGUCUGUUACCCUGGUCCUUGGAGAACUGAGCCAGCCACACGCCUGGCACUUGCGCUGUUUCCAAGUGAUUUUUGGAACAAAAGUGGUGCUCCCAGCUGAUCAGAGUUUGAAGUUUCUUAGCAGCUUGCCUGGGCUGUGUGAAAUGCAGUGGGGGCCAUGCCAUCCAGACCUUGGGGGCCAGAUGUCCCCGUCACUGAAAUCACCAUCAGUGCUGGAACUCGGCUUCCUGCAUAGCAGUUUGAACAGAGAGGCCAGUAGUGAAGGCCGUGGACACCAAACUUCCUGAGGGCCCAAAAUUCUCCUUCCAGGUCGGGGAAAGGCAUAUUGGCCGAGGCAGCGAAGGGAAGCCAGUACUGCUGCCCCUGAGCCAUGGUAGAGAACUUCAGGGUCUAGGGUUGCCGGUCUGACUCCAGCCCCUUAAAAGUCACUUAGAAUAAAACCUCUCAACUUGUCACUUAAAUCCUCCUCUCCAAAGAUGAAGUCUGAUGCAGCCAGCUGCCUGCUCUGUUCCCACCAUCUCCUCUCCCACCCUGUUUCCAGCCAGACCAUGUCCCAGGCUUGACAUUUCUAAAGACACUCUUGCAUCAUCUAUUGCAGCCUCCUUGAGUAUUUUCAGUGGACAUAUUCCUUUGUGGAGGGAAUUGGGGUGGGCAGGGAACUGGUCUGUGUUAUUCUUUGUGAUAGAUUUGGGGAAUAAAGUCCUUUCCUGGGUUAGGUUACAGAUUCCUGGGUGUUGUGCUGUGUUAUAGAAGCGUCUGUGCAGGAAGGGCAGCUGGAUGUGGUAGAGCAGAGGUCAUGCAAUGGCAUCUGUCACAAGGUGCCUCCCACAUGAAACGCCCUCCUGCAGCAAGUCAAGGCACAAUGUGACUCAGUUUCCCUCCUUCAGAAUCCCCAGAAAUAGUCCAAACAGUCUUCUGAGGACUAAUGGCUGUGGUGGGGUUAAUUGAUUAAAAAAGAAAGCCCUGUGUGCAGAAACCCUAACAAAACCAGUCCCAACACCAUAGUUCAGGCAGUAUAUCAAACAGGGCCCUGGUGUUCCUUUCCUUUCCCCAGCUCUCCGGUAUGGCUCCUUCCUCCCUCGCCAUGCCCCAGCUCUCCGGCAUGGCUCUGUCAUGCCCUGCCACUCCCUGGCUCUUGAGUAUGGCUCAAGUAUUCCUCACCAUGCUGCAUGCUCAGCCUGUCCUGGCUUACAGCAGGCAUCUCAAGUUACUGGUCUCAACCUUCAGCCCUCUCCUUUCUUCUCUGGCCAUGGUGCUCUGGCUCUGGUUCAGCCCCUCCACAGGCUCCCUGCUAAUUUUUCACUCUUUCCAGGGGCAGCCUGCAGGGAGCUUCUCUGUGGCUUUCCCUAAAGACCUCUUCCUGUCUCCUCACUCUCAGGUCUUUCUGUCACCAGGUCUCCUCCCCUCAGAUUCUCCCUUGUUCUUUAUAGCCCUCAGGUGCUGCCCCCUCCUUAAUUGGCAAAACUGGGAGCAGCUGUUCUGGCACAAGGAGCUGAACCUACUUCAAUCUCAGGGGACAGCAUGCCAGUGCUGGAUUUGUAUCAGAGCUAGUGCAAGGGCAGGGUUCUGGGGGCAGGAAGCCAGGGGAGUCAGUACAGCUGGGGCUAAGUGCUGGUGGUUCUCAGAUGCCUUAGCCUGGUGGCACAGACGGGAAGUAUUCGGUGCAGCCCACGGGGUUCAGGGAUAUCCCAGUAUUGCAGAUUCUUAGGUGCUGUAGUUGAGGGGAGCUGGUGUCCGAGUGCUGGAAGUUCCUGGAUGCUGUUAUUGCUCUACUUUGGUCUCAUUAGCUUUUCCUUGAUGUUAUGUUGUAGCAGAAACCAUGUCUAAUAACUGUGAAUUGUACUAUUCGUUCUGCCCUUGUGCUAGCUGCAAAACCCUAAAUCUUAGAGUUCUCAUGGUGGAGUGGAGACUCCAUGAUGCCCAUCUGUUGCUGGUGACAUAACCUGUAGAUUGGGGUGGGUCUAACACAUCUGCCUCAAGGAUCUAAAAUGAAGCUCUGGCCCAGAUCCAUCCCUGGUGUAAGUCUCCUGAAGCCCGUGGAGAUGGCUUGGAGUCUGGGGUCCGUGAGAGAAGAGCUAUGAGUUUUCAGAGCUCUAUGGCUGUGACUUAGUGAAGGCACUGAGAACUGGGAGGGUGAGAGGAGGGGGUUUGAAAGGGUUGAUCUUCCCCACAGUGCUGCUGCUCCCUUUCCUCACAUCCUGCUUGUGGGGGGUCUUGGAUCAAUGUCUCGCUCAGCGUUUAUUAAUGGACCUGGAUCCAUACUACGUGAAUGGAAUUCAGCACUCAGCAGAGCAUCAGGCUUGCCUUGUUCCUCAACAUCGACUCAGCCUGGGGGGAAUUCAGUGGGGAUGCAAUUAUCAGAGCCAUCCCCAUUGCCCUGGCGGGUCUGCCUGUCAGCUCUGCUCCCUCUCCCAGCCCUCCCCUUUGCAUCUUGAUUUCUCUGUGCUCUUGCUGCUCUUGGCACCACUGUAAAUCUAUCCCAGUGCUGGAGGUGCGUAUCAGAGCUAGUGCUCAACAUGGGCAGUGGGAAGCACCUUACUUUGGGAGGAUGCUUUGCCUGCCCCCUUCCACAAAAGUCAUAGCAUCUAGAAGCUGGAGCAGACACAUCCUCUGAAUAUAGACAGUUAGCUGGGGAUUAACCCCUUGAGUUGGGGGUUAGGGUUUUCCUAAGUGGCAUCUCCAUGCACAAUGCCCCAGCUAUUGGCAGGUCCUAGGGUGUAUGGGACCACCUGGAUCUCACUGCAGCUGGCUGUGCUCAGUUGGUUCCUUGUGACAUAGCAAUGGCUGAUGUUGCCCCCGGAUUUACUUGAACAUCACCAGCUGCUGCUGCUUGGCAUGCAGUGGCAUACCCUGGGCAUCAGUUGGGGCAUCAAAGAUCAGAUCCUCAGUGCUGCCAGCUCUGAGGGAAAAUUUUACUCAUGAAGCAUCAGCCAUUUCCAAAGGUUGUGUGUUUGUAUGUGUGUGUACCUGUCUUUUCCUAUAUGCAGGCGUGUGCAUGUCUGGGUGUACACAUGUAUAUCUGGGUGCCUGUAUGCAGGUGUAUGUGCAGGUAUGGGUGUACACAUGCAUGUCUGGAUGCAGGCGUAUGUGCAUGUCUGUGUGUAUAGGUGCGUGUGUGUGUGUGCUUGGAUGCAGGGAUGUGUAGCUGUUUCUCUGGGUCUGUGGGGGCAUGUACGUGUGCAGAGGAAGGAGCAGCAGGAGUGUCAAUAGAAAAUGCACUGUGCUUCCCCCCAGAUUUUGCUGACAUAUGGAAAUAUCCCCUCUCUGCAGCACUGUUAUAUUGUUUUUUAAAGAAAAAAGUAAUUUUGUUUCA
Molecule: messenger RNA, 5102 nt
Organism: Dermochelys coriacea (leatherback sea turtle)
Lineage: Eukaryota; Metazoa; Chordata; Testudines; Dermochelyidae
Gene: TEX264
Product: testis expressed 264, ER-phagy receptor
Biological process (GO): protein-DNA covalent cross-linking repair; reticulophagy
Cellular component (GO): replication fork; nucleus; endoplasmic reticulum membrane
Source: RefSeq, a predicted model, not a curated record